This is a messenger RNA of Gekko japonicus, 3368 nucleotides long. RefSeq names its product disintegrin and metalloproteinase domain-containing protein 33-like. The record is from RefSeq and is a predicted model, not a curated record. The transcript has 22 exons. Gene Ontology annotation, molecular function: metalloendopeptidase activity. NCBI's taxonomy places the organism in Eukaryota, Metazoa, Chordata, Lepidosauria, Squamata, Gekkonidae. Gene Ontology annotation, biological process: proteolysis. The annotation marks the transcript as partial.
UCCCCGGACCGCGCAGAGGUGGCCGUGAGCGUCGAGGGCAGGGAACUUAUUCUGGUGCUGGAGAAAAACCACCGGCUGCUGUCUCCGGGUUACUCUGAGACACAUUACGCACAGGACGGGCAGCCAGUGACCGUGACCCCCGACCACACCGAACACUGUUAUUACCACGGCCACGUCCAAGGGCACAAAGGAUCCUGGUUGGUGCUGAGCACCUGCUCCGGAAUCAGCGGCCUGAUCGCCCUCGGCCAGAACGACAGCUAUUACCUGAAAGCCCCAGGGGACUCAGGAUCCGAGCACCACAUCAUCUACAGGGCAGAACAUUUGCCGUCCAGGGGCGGGACCUGCGGGCACGGCGAGCUGCUCCCAAGCAACGUAGCGGAUCUGGCGAGAGCCUUCGAUAUGCCAACAGCACUCCGGCGGAAAAGGCGAGACGCCUGGAGGACGAUGAAAUACAUGGAGCUCUUCAUUGUGGCGGACUUCACCCUGUUCCUGUCUCAAAAGCAAAAUUUGGGGCGCACAAAGCAACGGAUCCUGGAGAUCGCUAAUUUUGUGGACAAGUUUUACAGGUCCCUGAAUAUCAAAGUGGCCCUGAUCGGUCUCGAGGUGUGGACGGAGCGGGACCAGUGCCGAGUGACCAGUGACGCUAACACCACCCUUUGGUCCUUUCUGCAGUGGAAGAAGUCUCUGAAGUCGCGGAAGAAGCACGACAACGCCCAGUUGCUGACUGGCGUGACCUUCAGGGGAACCACGAUCGGCAUGGCCCCGCUGGAGGGAAUGUGUAGUGCAGAGAACUCUGGUGGCGUGAGCAUGGACCACUCAGAUCUGCCACUCGGGGCUGCAGCCACCAUGGCCCACGAAAUCGGCCACAACUUUGGUAUGAGCCACGACACUGAAGGCUGCUGCGUGGAGGCCACAGCGUCCGAGGGAGGGUGUGUCAUGGCUGCCGCAACGGGGCACCCCUUUGCCAAAGUGUUCAGCUCCUGCAGCCGGCGGCAGCUGGAGAGCUACUUCCUGAAGGGCGGCGGCAUCUGCUUGUUCAACAUGCCCGACACCAACGACUUGGUGGUGGGCAAGAAAUGCGGCAACGGAUUCCUGGAAGACGGGGAGGAGUGCGACUGUGGGGAGAUGGAGGAGUGCACGAACCCCUGUUGCAACCCACGGAACUGCACGCUGAAAGCAGGAGCCGAGUGCGCCCACGGGGAAUGUUGCCGCAGCUGCAAGCUCAAGGCAGCCGGGAGCAUGUGCCGAGAACCAGCCGGGUCCUGCGACCUCCCGGAAUACUGCACGGGCGCUUCGCCCUACUGUCCUGCCAACGUCUACCUGCUGGACGGCUCCUUGUGUUCCUCCGGGGACGCCUUCUGCACCAACGGCAUGUGCAUGACCCACCACCAGCAGUGCAUCCAUCUCUGGGGUCCAGGUGCCUGGCCAGCACCCGAUGCAUGCUUCCAGGAUGUGAACACAGCAGGGGACAUGUACGGGAACUGUGGCAAGGACAGCCACGGCAAUUAUGUGAAGUGCGCCAGGAGAGAUGCCAAGUGCGGCAAGAUCCAGUGCCAGAGCCCCGCGAAGAAGCCCAAGGGGACCAACACCGUCUCCAUGGACACCACCAUCCGGUUCAACGGGCGGGAGGUGAAGUGCCGGGGCACGUUGGUCUACGCGACGAAGGACGACGAGGGCGACAUGUCGGACCCGGGGCUGGUGAUGACGGGGACCAAGUGUGGAGAUGGCAUGGUGUGCAAAGACCAGCGCUGUGUGAAUGCUUCCUUCUUUGAAGUGGAGAAGUGCCUCUCCCAGUGCUAUGGACAUGGGGUCUGCAACAGCAACCGGCACUGCCACUGCGACGCGGGCUGGGCUCCUCCGUUCUGCAACAAGCCGGGCCUGGGGGGCAGCGUGGACAGUGGGCCCGUGCAGUACGACAAUCAUGAAGCCGUCGUGCUCGCUCUGCUCCUGGUCUUCGGCCUGAUCUUGCCGGCGUUCACUUUCGGACUGUAUCUCUGCCACAGACGGGAGAACUCCCUUCUCAACAAGUGGAUCAAAGGCUUGAGGAAGAGCCACGAGACCUACAAGNAUGCAGGCGUCCGUCGGAGGACCACUGUGGGGCACUCCAACUCGGCCUUCACGUUGCAAGACGUCUCUUCCUCCUCCUCCUCCUCCUCGUCCAGGAAAGCUGUGGACAGCCGUUCCCGCCAACCAACGAGGAGCAUCUUCCCGCCCAAGCCGAACCCUCUCCAAAGCGCCUCUCAGCCCGUCAACGUCGUCCAUCCCCUCUGCCCCGCGCCCGGCCCAGCGGCUCCUCCUCAGAAAGACCUCAAGCCCUGCAGGCCGCCUCCUCUGCCCGUCGACAAAUCCACCACGGCUGUUCCCGCCAAAACGCACUUCGGCGCUCAGGCCAAGCUGCCCCCGCCCAAGAAGCCUCUUCCCAGCAGUCCGGUCAGGACCCCUCUGGUCAAUCCGAGCCAAAGGCCGCCUCGCAGGCCUCUGCCAGGGAACCCCCUUUUGGCGAAGGAGCGGCCGUCGGCUCCGGGUCAGGCCUUGCUGGUCAUGGUGCCGCCCACCAACUUUAAGCCGGCUGGUAUCGGUUCCACGAGUCCUGCCUCCAAACCGCUCAAAUCGGCGCCACCACAGAGGCCUGUUCCCGGUUUGAAAGUCCAAUUGGCUUCCCGCCACUUUCAGAAAUGACAUCGGUGGAGACGAGGAUCCCAGCUGAUGCUUGGUGGACUUCCUCAUCUUCCUCAUUUGCACUACUGCGGUCAACGCAGGGAUUUUUUGCUACCAAAGACAGUACUUUUUAUAAUAGGGGACUGGUUUUGCCAAUAACGAAGAAGGGGGACUGGGGGGAGAGUUGGCCCAAGGAAUCGGUACCGAGAUGCCAUCAAGGGCUGCAGGGGUGGGGCCUUUAACCAGCCACCGAGGCAGAACGUUCAUUGCGCCUGUCCCGUGGAUCGCUUCCCGUGGCUUCCGCCGUCUAGACCCCCUACGACUGCCGGUUUAUGGAGAGCAUAGUUCUGACCAUGCAAGCGGCUUGAGAAGUGGUGGACUGCGAUUAGCUACCUCCUUGUUUUGCACAACCUCGUGGGAUAAUCCCUCCUCUUCCUCUUCUACCGGAGCUCAAGGGUUGGAUGGUGUCCAUGAACUGGUUUGUCAUGGAGUCACAUGGGUCUUGAGACUGUUUUCCAAAGGGUGCAGUGUCCUCUAGUGGCGACGUCUGUUACUGCUCCGGUGGACAAGUGAACCUUGUGUACCUCAUCCUGGAAGGCGCAGCCCAGCCUCCUGCACACAAAUACUUACGAACCCUCUUGGACUACCAGUAGGGUUGCCAACUUCCAGGUGGGGCUUGGAGAACUCCCGGAAUCACAACUGAUCCCCAG